AUCCAACUGAUGACGUUUGCGGUAGUUGUAUCCAAGAUAAUUUCCUGUAUCUAUUUACAAAUCUCUGACCCUCUGGUCAGCCUGGUUUUUGGCUUUAACAUCCUGUUUCCAGUAGUGGGUGUUUAGGCAGCCCGAACCAAAACGGAACAAGGGGGAGUCGCAGGAUUAUACCAACCUACAUGACAAAUUCGGAGCAUGGAGAGCCCGUAUGGAUGAUGUCUUUGAUGCAGAAGAUGAGCAGGAAAAGAAAGAAGCAGAAGAUGCAGGGACCUCCACGUGUGGAUCUGACAGACCUACAGCUGUCUGCCCAAUCAUAGUACAGCCGGAGAUCGACAUUGAGAUUGCAGUUCACCCAUCUGGUCCCUCUGUCCCACCCAACCAGGAGCUUCCAUCUGUCGAUGGCACACUGUCCGCUCACUCUGUAUCCCCAGGUGAACAAUUCCCCUGUACGUCUUCCGAAACCACGCUUCAAACUAAUUCAUCCUUUGUACUCUAUGCCAGCGAAUCAGUACGGCCAAAUAAGUCACAGCCUUUACACGGACUCAAGUGCGAAUUAGGCGAAGAAACGUCAGAGCAGCAAAGUGUUCCCUCUGCUCAGCUGCCCUCUCCACAACAAGAGUCAGGGCCAAGAUCAGACAGCUCCCAGGAAGGCAAAGAGGAAAUCCCCCAUCAGAGGCCUCAUGUUUGCAACCUCCAACUGCAGAGAUGAGGCUGACAACAGGAGAGGACAGGUGGAACAACAGCCCAGAAAGUCGUGCUGGCCUUGAGCUCUGUGCUGAAUGUGUCUCUCCUUUUGAGCGAGAGGUUGCAGUGGGAUUGAGUGAACUUGUUGCAGGAACAUCAGACGGUUCCAGCUGGUCCACCUCGCAUCAUGAAGUCUGUACACCUGCACUUUACUCUGCUGUGGCAGAGACUCGGGCAUGUCUGGGAGCAGAAGGUGGAGCUCCACCACCACCUGAACUCAGAGAGAACCCCUCAGUGAGUGCAGGUGUCACUGAGGUGAGCCAAAACUCAGCUCUUCAGUCAGUCUCUGCCUGGGAAGAGAAGGAAGAUACAACCGAGAUUUCCCCUGACACAUUAUUAGAGGAUCCACCAAACACGCUGUCAGAGGUCUUCAAGCAGCAGACUGAGUUUGACGUUAACACAAUUCUGAUGCCAUCCAUCGUCUUUUUAAGUGGAGUUGUCUCUCUUUUGAUAGUGUUGCAGGAACCCAGCGCCCUCCUCGUCUUUGGACUAUUUUUGGUCUUGUACCGUUUGUGAAAAUACCACAGUUCACUCACUCAGAGAUCUCCUCUCCAGUUAAGUGCCUUUUCAUGAUGCCAAAAUAAGCGAAAAAUUAAAAAAAGAAUCGCAAGUUUACUGUUAAAGUCGUGUGUCAGUGUGUGCGUUGUCAUCCAAUAAACAAUGAUGGGUACAGUUAAGAGUCGAUGCGAAGUCCAAAGCACUGACAAAGACAUUAAAUAUUUUCACUGAUUCUGUCUCAGAUGUGUAAAAAGAAACAAAAUAGAAGUGAAUAAUUUCACCAUUUCCACCACAGCAUUAUGAAUAAGAACUGGGAUGUCUUGUAAGUGGUUUGUUAUGACUUUUUUUUUUUGUCGUGUGGAGAUGUGUGUAAUAUUGUGGUGUAUCUCAUCACUUGCUUUUGUUUUAAUUUUUGUUGGUUUUGUAUCGUUGUUUUUUCCUUGUAGGUGAGGUCGCUGUCUAUGACCACACUGCCGUGAUUUUGACGGUUGUGAAUUCCAUGUGUUUUUAUGUCUUUAAUCAUGGACAAAAAAAACAUUGCCAUAAAGAGACGUAUUACACAAAAGAAGUGUUGUUUACAAAAUGCAAAAAAGGAAAAGAAGUAUUUUGCCUUAAUGCCUAAAAGGAAGAAAACUGGACGAGGUAUAGGCCUACUAAACAUCAGUAUGAAACAGCUGCUGCCUGAGGGUGGACAAAAGUGGAACGUGUGACAUUUUAAAGAGAUCAUUAAACAACACCAGCAUUCUCACUUUUGCACAUAAUAUAUCACAUACAAAUCACCAUAUUGACACAGAAGCCAUUUUCCCGUGACAUAAGCUCAGAAUAGGAAGGAGGAGGGAUAAUACUGCUGUUUAAGUAAUUUACAAUUUAAAAGGUCUGACAAUCAUAAUUUAUUGACUUAAUGAAAAGACGAAACCCACGAAAAUUCAGAGAAAACUAGACCACAUCAAGCUAUCAGACGCCAGCUAAUGUUAGCAGUCAGACUGUUUCUAUCUAAUAUUACAGAUAAAUAGUUGAGCGCUCAGUGCUCACAUAGUUUGUGAAAGUAUAGUCCAAUAUAAUGGAAGGGUGUAAACACACAGGAACAUGUUUGAUGACCUAUUGUCUACAGUUUGACAAUAUAGCCAGUGUUAGCAUUUAGCCACUUCCGAGCUAAUAUUACUGUUAAAUAGAAGGUAGAUGAGCUAACACUAGCUUUUGUAAGAGUUAAGCCUUGGGUAAGGCAUAAACAAAUCUCAAUAGGAUGUAUUUGAUACCCAAAGGUUGUCUCGUGUAAAACAGCUUAUGUUAGCAUUAGACCUCUUCUUGCUAUCACUACAGUUAGCUAAGAAUUCACACCUUCUCUAUUGUAUCGUGCAAAUAAUCCAAAGCUAGCGUUAGCUUUUAUCUCACUCCUAGCUCAUGGUAAUUGCUUGGAAGUUGCUGCAUGCUAACAUUUUCCGUUAGAUAAUGGGCUAUUAUGUUGUUUUAACUGGUACCACUCGAUGUCCCUCUAUCAAUCAGGAAAUGGUGAAAUGAAAGCAAUUAUUUAGAUUCCUUUAGUUCAUACAAUUUCAAACCCAAAGCCAAAACAUGACUGUAUCGUAUGAGCUUUUGGGCUACCCAACCUGCGCACAAUGUCAGAGGAAAAUGGCCGCCGUGAGAAUCUGGUGAAUUGCAAAGUUUUCCUGUUGAAUCUUGCACAUACGCCCAUGCAUUUGUAGUUGCACAACAUAAUAUUUCACAGCACUACUUUGCCAACCUCACAGACUGAGGCAUCGAAUGACAUGUUUGAAGUGAUGAACGUUUUUUUGCAGUGUAUUGCCAUUAAAACAGUCUUAUACCCUGCACAGCUCUG
Molecule: messenger RNA, 3079 nt
Organism: Labrus bergylta (ballan wrasse)
Lineage: Eukaryota; Metazoa; Chordata; Actinopteri; Labriformes; Labridae
Source: RefSeq, a predicted model, not a curated record